AUGACAGAAGUUCAUUGUUCAGAUCCUCAUUCACUUCAACUCAUACAUGAUAAACCCUUGAAUACAGGUCCAAUUAUUAGAGACAAUUUGUUUCAAGAAAUUGACGUGAAAAUGAUGAAUGGUAAAAUUGAAGUUGAAACAAAAGCAUUAAUAGAUAAAAAGCUAUCACAAAUUACCGACUCAAAUCAAAAUAGUCUUUUAGACGGAUGGGUUAAUGACACAAAUGAUCAAGAAGAUUACUUACAAUCCAUAAAGUUUAAUAAAUCAAUUUCACAAACUGAUGAUUCUGUUGGCGAUAUAGAGUUUGUAAAAAAAGAAUCUGAUGAUGAUCAAACUGAAGUUCCAUUGACCAUUGAUUCUCUGAUGUUUGAUCCUCUUGGGGAUGAAAAGAUCAUCGCUUCAGAUGCUUCCUUGUCAGAAGAGGAGAAAAAGGAGAAUAUCACUCGCAUCUUUACAAGGGCUUCUAGUAAUGGAAACUUGGAAAAAGUGUCAACAAUGUUGGAAACUGUAAGGAAAUACAUUGAUAUUGAUGCCCAAGAUGAAGAAGGCACAACUCCUUUGAUUUAUGCGGCUUGCUUUGGGCAUGAAUCUGUUGCAUUCACGUUAUUGGAAGCUGGUGCUCAAGUUGAUGCUAAAGAUACCAAUGGUUGGACGCCAUUAAUAUGGGCCGCAAAUAAUAGUCGUGAUGCGGUCGUUAAAUUGCUUUUGGACCAUGGUGCGGAUGCCACAGCUAAAACUGCUAAUCGCCGAACUGUAUUUGAUUUUAUGACGCCUGAACAAAAUCCAAAAAUCGCCGAGAUUUUCAAUCAUAAUCCUCAACGUGACAGUUGGUCAAGUGCUGGUAGCAUAGGCCGUUGGUCAUGGUAUGAUCCUUCCGAUAAUAAGUUAGUUGAGCAAAUGGCUGAAUCUGAAAUGAAAAAGAGAAUGUUAAUGGAAAGUGCCUAUAAUUUGGAAGUAGAUAUGGCAAGUCUUGGGUUAGAUGAGCUUGAGGCUCAAGAUGAAGAAGAAGAUCCAUUAUCGGAAUUCUUGUGGCACAUGUGUCUUCCAGAUCAAAUGUUCGUAUUUUCACAAGAAGACAUACCGCAUAUUUUAAAAACCGUGAUCUUGGAUAUGCAACCGAUACGAUCAAAAGUACAAAAACCUGUCCCAGCAAAUAUUAUAUUUUUGAGCGCUCGCUUCGCUCAUUAUUUUAGCAGUUCUGAAUUAUUGGAAUCACUUUUAUUUUCCGUCAUUUCUGCGAUCGAUCAAUCAAUCAAGGCACGACCUGAAGAUAUGACUUUGUUAUCUUUCUGGAUCUCAAAUUGCACGUUAUUGUUGUACUAUUUGAAGAAAGAUACUGGACUUGCUAUCGCAACAGUAGAAUAUCAAUUACGAAUUUCAGAACUUCUUCAUGAAAUAUAUGUUCUCUUAAUAAAAGAUGCUCAAAGACGUAUUGAUAAAAUAUUAGAGGCAGCUGUAUUAGAGUUUGAUACAAUUCCGGGAUUGGAUGAUGUGAGAUUCGAGGGUGAAUGGCGUGUUUUCAAACAUUUAAUACGAAGGUCAAAGAGCCCCGUAAAUUAUAAUCCUGCAUUUAUACCAACUUCUACAUCUUUGAAACGAAGUUCAUCAACAAGCAGCAUUUUAUCAUUCCGUGCACCUCAAUCACCAAGACAAAGGAGCGCACCAUCCCCUCGUAAUGUCACUUCUUUAUUAUCCUCCACACUUUUUGUCCUACAAACUUAUGAGAUACAUCCCAUGAUUAUAGAACAAGUUAUGAAUCAAUUGUUCUAUUUCAUAUCAUGUGAACUAUUUAACAAAAUACUAUCCAAGAAGAAAUACUUGUGCCGAUCAAAAGCAAUGCAAAUUCGUCUAAACAUUUCAACUAUUGAAGAUUGGGUUCAUACGAAUAAUUUGUCAUUAUCAUUGAUAACACACUUUCAACCAUUAAUUCAGCUCUUACAGUUAUUAAUGUGUUGGUCGCAAAUGACAGAUUUCCUAAUUUUGAUUCAAACGACAAAAGAACUUAAUCUUAUUAACCCCGCUCAACUUAAGCGGGUCAGUAAAAAUUAUCGGUAUGAGGUUAAUGAGCCAAGGAUAACCGAAGAAUGUCAACAAUACAUCUUACAGUUGGAAGAAGAUACCGAACGACGGAAGAAAAGAUAUUCCACCGAAAGCAUACGGAGCGAUCGAAGUGAUGCUUCUAGUAUCAUUUAUCUCACGGUAUCACCCACAUUACCGCCUUGUGGUACAGGACCAGGUUGGGAAGAUGAUGAAGAUUUGAUGGAGAUGAAAGAUAGUGAAUUAUUAUUACCGUUCGCUAUACCGACCAGCACAGAAAUGUUGGCUAAUUAUGGUGGACAAGAGAAAGAAGGUGAAUUCAUACCUUUGGUACCUGAUGAUUGGAUGGAAAAAUUAGACAUUGGAAUGAGACAUGGUCCAAGCACU
This is a messenger RNA of Funneliformis caledonium, 2424 nucleotides long. The record is from the annotation of a GenBank genome assembly. Lineage: Eukaryota; Fungi; Glomeromycota; Glomeromycetes; Glomerales; Glomeraceae.